Molecule: messenger RNA, 1161 nt
Organism: Ostreobium quekettii
Lineage: Eukaryota; Viridiplantae; Chlorophyta; Ulvophyceae; Bryopsidales; Ostreobiaceae
Source: the annotation of a GenBank genome assembly
AUGAACUGGCCACGCGUAUUCCGAGCGACCUUGAAGGGCUGGCCUCUGGGUGAGAGAGGCCACGGGGAGCUUCCCGUGCGUUUGGCAUUCCAUCCCUCAGACUCCAGGAGUUUUCUAGGAUCCCACGCUGAUGGCUCACAGUGCAGAGGCAGCCCUUCAGAAACUUGUGCACCACUGCCUCGCUUGGCGAGCCAGCCACCUUUGGCCUACGCAGCAGACUACAGCAAUGAAGCACCUCUGAAUAUUGCAAGGACCAGGAUCCUCCUGGUGGAUGCCUUGGAUCCAUUGUAUCGUGUGCACUAUGGCUACAACGACCGUCUCCACAACCAGGCUGGUGAAGAGACGACGCUCAUCCAUGGAUUUCUUGCCCAAUUUUUUGGGCUCAUGGACUUGCGACCCCCGCCAACCCACUGUGCUGUUGUUUUCGACUUUGGUGGCAAGACCUUCAGAGAUGAAAUUUUCCCCGCAUACAAACAGAAUCGACCAGAGACGCCCAUGGAGAUAGUUGAGGCAGUGCCCAAGUUGAAGGACCUCCUGUCCCGAAUGGGGGUAAGGUGGGUAUCUGUGCCUGGGGUGGAGGCAGAUGACGUCAUCGGCACUCUUGCAGUGAAGGCCUCGGAGGCGGGUAUGGAGGUGUACAUUGUGUCACGCGACAAGGAUUUCUUCCAGCUCCUGAGUCCAAGCAUUCGCGUCCUCCGUGGCCCAAUGAAGGAUGGGAUGCAGCUGUACACGGAAUCCAGGUUUCGAGAGGAAAAUGGGGUAGAGCCUUCCCAGUGGGUUGAAGUGCUGGGGCUGAUGGGAGACCUGUCAGACAACAUUCCUGGUGUGAAGAAUGUUGGUCUAAAAACCGCUCGCCUACUCAUCAAAGAGUAUGGGAGCAUUGAAGAAGUGCUUUCCAAUGCACACGAGGUCAAGCGGAGGUCGGCUCGUGAGCAGCUGGAGAGCGAGGCCGGCCAGAACGCCGCAAGGCUUUCCAAGGAAUUGGUGACCAUUCACACUCGCCUGGAUAUGCCGCCAUUAAGGUACCCCAUCCAUGACUACAGCUUAAAGACGCCGCCCGACGGCGGCCAGAGCGCCAUUGAGGCUUUCGAGUCGCUGGAGCUGAAGACGCAGAUGGGCAGCCUGCGAAAGUGCUUGUCGAACUGGUCGCGGCGGAGAUAG